AGACGCAACGAGUUCUGAGUGCGUGUGCAGCGAACAAAGUUCGUGAUUUUAAGACUACGAAAUAAUUGGCCAUUUUUGCUGCUUUUGGGAUACUUGCGUCUUGUUCGAGUCACUUGUUCUCAUGUGAAGCCUAUGUUGGCACAUGCCAUCGCUGCCUGUUGUUUCGCUCGCAACCCAGACGGAAUUAUUACGACAUGGCAUUCCUUUAGACAUUGAGGAAAACUGAAUGAUAGUGAUCCACAAUGGAAACCAUGUCCUGGUCCGAAGGUACGACAAGCCAAGCUUUUGGGAUGCAAGCCUCAAACUCCGCCAUACAAAAUGAUUUGAGAUUCCAAAGUUUUAUACCAGGAGGAGGGAUUAAUGGAAAUUCAAACCUUUAUGUUAGUCGGACCCAACAAACACAGCACUCGAACUACCACACUCUACACUAUACCCGACACAAUGGACAAAUUGCUCACGGGAAUUACUGGAAUGACAAAGCUACGGACUUAAACUCUGUUAGAAACGGCGAUGGUUUUUCUGCACAGAGGAAUGGCAGUGGACUAUAUGAACCUGCGUCUCAACUGACGUUAAGAAACCAGACUUUGAUGAAUGGAAACGACAGUUGUAAUGUCCCACCAGGACCGCAAUCCCGCUAUGUUACACAUCACAACCCUUUUAAAGCCGACGCUCCUCAAACUGUGAUGCCUAAUGCAACAAAUCUACAAAUGACACACGCAGCCACAGGAGGUAGUCAACAUACCCAGCAGGUAUUGCAGUUCUCAAGAGUUGGCUGUGGAGCUCCAUCCACUGGCGUGCAAGGUCACGGGAACAUAGCGGCUAGCCAACAAAUAAAGGUAAUUGAAGAUUAUUUGAAGGGCGAGCGUGUGAACACCUCCAGAAGUUUUUACCCUUCCGUGGAAAGGAACCCGAACCAUCAGUACUCGCAGGCAACAGCAGUCAUGGGACAGGGAGUGACGAGUCGGGGUGAUGCCCCGGUGAAAGCGGGCAAAAGAAAUGGCUUAAAUGAUGCCGCGGUCUGUCCCACAGGCGGGAAUACAAGUGCAGAAAAGGUGCAGAUGGACCGACCAAAUGUCAAUCUCGGUUAUUUGCUAGAACUGCUAACAAGAGGUCAGGGGCCAGUUGUGGGGUCCCAGGCUGGUACUGCAUGUCCGCCCUCUGGCCAGAGCAGGGCAUGGGCCGCAGGCUCCGGUGCAUUUACGGACGCCACUAAAGGAACGGGUGGUGGCAGCGUUUCAGCGGUGACCGAAAGGAUGAAUGCCAUUCAGCGCAGGAGCUCAGCUCUUGUGGCAGCCCUUUCUAGCAAUGCUAACCUGCCUUAUUACGGCGUAAAUGGGAACAAAAGUGGCUCUGGAAAUUCCUCGUCUGUGCAGAAUGUGGUGGAGCAGCAGCCUCCCUCUUACUUUCAAAGCAUCGGUGUCGGCAGAAAUGUAUCAAACGAUGAUGCUAAUUCAUCCUAUCCUGAAAAACAGAGCUACCACCUCUCCCCAACAGGUCAACAGCUCCCGGGAGCAGAGAGGAGAUGUGUACAGGAAGCACAAUAUCACACGCAAAGCACCAAUGCAAAAGCACAGCCUUUCUAUUUUCCCAACACCACAAACAGCGGUGGAGCUGUCGCAACAAGGCAUGUAGGGCCCACUCAAACAGCGAAGCCUGCUCAAAACCAAAUUCCUCUGUCAAAUGUCGAAAACGGCCAAAAUGGUCAUCCUCAUGCUUUGGCCACUGGUUAUAGUUGCGCCCCAACUUUCCCAAAUCAAGUUAAGCAGCCAUAUAGACAGUCCGAUAAUCAGCAUCAUCGUGACCCCCCACCCUAUCCCAAAACGCAAAGGUAUUUUGUCACAGUGACACAGGAAAGGCCUGGGACAGGAUUUACUGCCAAAAAUGUUGUCUUCAUGGCUGAUAACCACGAGCCUGCCUUAAGUGAACAGCUGCAACUGACUUUAAAAGAAAAGACCGCAAAAUUAGACUCUGGAGUAACAUAUGCAGAGCACCCUGGCAAGAGCGAUCCAAAGGAUGGCGAAACCCACCUUUCGACUGCUAUCGCAAGAGCCGAGUCUGUUUUCAAUGUGCCCAAACCGGCAAAUCAGCAGAAGUGUCCUGGGUCAUCGGGGCAAAGAGCGGUGGCAGUCGUUCCGCCGAUAUCCCAGCAGUCGUCAAGCUCCACAGACGAGGAGGGCGGCAUCAUCAACACCGACGAAGGAUUGCCGUUUAAAAUAAAGAACAUAUGGUCCCUUACCGAAGAAGAAUAUGCAACGCCACAAAAAAUGUCUGUGCCAUAUGACGUAGGAUUGGGUGACAAAUUAAAACCGAACGUCUUGGCUACGUCUGCCACGGCAGCAGACGUUGAUUCACCUUCACCUUCAGAGCAGGCCGCAUCUCUUCACAAUACCACACAAGCCCCAGAUUUAGCUAGCCCGUCAGCAUACAAUACGUGUAUUCUGGCUGCUUCCGAAAAGGAUAUUCAAAUGCCAACCCCUCUGGACCUUCAACCUAAGCCGACUGAAGUUCCUCACCAGACUGAGGAUAGUGGUUUAAUUGUUAAUGUUUCGGAAACGCUGCCCAGAAUGGAUGUUAUUGAAAGUGGUGAUCAAAAUGGCGAACCAAAGAAAAAUACUUUCGAUUUGUCUUCAGUACCUGUGUAUGAAUGGACAAUGCAUAAACUGCGUAAGAUGGUGUCAGUACUUGAUUGGAAGCAAGGGCACCUUCCUCAGGUGGAGAUGGACAUUGAAAAGCUUCACAGUAUUUUUGGGAGAUCUCGUGACCCAGAUCUUUCCGAUGUUUCUUGUUCAGAUCACUAUAUGUCCAUAAUGAACGAGGUCUCUAGUAUAUGCACUGAAGAUGAACAUGCCCUCGUCUUUUCCCAGGUUAGGAGAGCAGUACAAAAGGAAGUGGCAGAGAAUUGUCAUGUCCUAAGACAUGAUGCUACUUACUCUGAUAGUGUCUACAAGUCUUCAUGGUUGAACCUCAAUGAGCAGCUCGAUGACAUAGACAAAGAACAUGGAUUCCCCUUGCAGCUGAGUUUUAGACCGCACAUUCAAAAGUGCGAGGACAAGGAAGUGAACGAGUCUGAACUUGGCAACACGGCUAGAGUUCCUAUCAAGCAAGAAGCUGAGGAAAGGCAAACGCCACCAGUACUGACAGAGGGAGAGUUGCCAGCAUCCUCUAAAGGUGUCAGUCCGACCAAAGAUCCACGUUCCUCCAAAGAGAUCAAUGUGCUUCCAUCUGAGGAAGUGAAUGAAUCUGAAAAUGGCCACAUGGCUGAAGGUCCGAUCGAGCAAGAGGCUGAGAAAAGGGUUGUUCUACCACUGCCAAACCUGAAUGAAUCUGUAAAUGGCAACCUGGCUGAAGGUCCGAGCGAGCGAGAGGCUGAGAAAACGGUGGUGUCACCACCGCGGAACCAAACCGAGUCGCCAGCAUCAGAAGACGGUGUCGUUGGCUACAAAGAUCCGCUGUCCUCCAUCGAGAUCAGUGUGCUCUCAGAUGAGGAUGCGAGAAGGUUUUUUAACGAGAUCACGGACGAGGCGGAGGACCUGCGGAGCGAGGCUCCUGAACCGCGCUCUGAAGAAAAAGGGAGGCAAACGGAAGCCGAGUUGCCCGAACCGCCGGUGAAAGAAAAGGAAAAGAGCCAGAUGGAGAUUUACUGUUGUCUUGCGCAAUGGCUUUAUGUGAUGAGCGGUUAUGGAAAUAAAUCUGUCUGCUCGUGCCAGAGUAAGGAUGCACCCAAUCAAGAGAGCAUGACGCUAGGCGCAAGCACGAAUGACAUUGCGGUACCAGCUGCAAAUUCUCUGAGUGGAGGACCUUCAACAACUGUGGGGACUGCCCAUUCAGUGCACAAUACUGGAUGUGGGGAAAGGAAUGGGAAUGAGGGAGGGUCUAAUGAAUGUACAACGAUUGAGCACAAAUCGAUGGAUCGCGCAGAGAAGGACUCGCUACAUGGUAGCAACGGGAGAAGCUCGGGACCUCCUUCAGAGCAAAAAGCUGAGAUAAGAAUGAGCGAGCACACUCCCUCCGACUCCUCGGGAGCAGGAAACCAUGCUGAUCCUGAAACACCUCCCACCACUGACUCCAGUGGCUCAAAUAUCGUGGAAGUUCAAAUCCAGGACGUCUAUUCAUCUCACAGUGACAUCUGCCAAAUAGCCUCUGCGAAGCCUGUGCCACCACAUGCUGAAGUGGAUGUAGUUGAUGCUAGCUGUGGGUCAACAGAAACCAGAAAUCUUUCAUUAGGACGUAACAAAGUGGUGGCCAAAUGUGGAACAUUCGGCCAGCAGGCUCGAUCCCCGGCUGCAAAAGGCAUUAAGCGGAUGCAAGUUCUUGCAUCAAAUUCUAACCACAAGGAUAAAAAUAUAAAGAGGGAAACCAAAAGCAGAAAACGGAAGUGGGAAAUAUCAAAUCACUCAGUCAGUGACCAUGAAAAAUGGAACAAGAAACCUUGCCCUCAAACGACUGUGGAGGAAUCUAAAAGCAGAACAUAUUUCCCGGAAAAACGAGAAGGAGAUGACCGUUCAGAAACCCUCAGACCAAAGGUUCCUAAAGGAGGUAAAAUUAAACACCCAAGAAGUGUUCCAGCAAACAAUAGUGAAAGGGGGAAAAUGCCAGGAAAUUCAAAAGUGCUUCUAGUAUUAAGUAAACAGCAAGAUAAAGCUAGGAGUGUAAGUCUUGCAUUGUAUGGAUCAUCUCCCCAGAAAAAAAAUGGGACAUCAGUUUCGCACAGACUGAUGGACCGUAAGUCAAGUAAAGUGAAAUCAAAAUCUAUUUGGACAAUGCCACCCCCGCCUAAAACCAUUAGUUUUAACCUUCCUCCAAACUUUUGUCCUCCUGUCAAAAGUCUUGCAAAGCAGCAGGUCUUUGCUAAAUGGAAGAGCAGCUUAGUGAUAGCUGAAGAUGACCACCAAGCAAAGCCUCAACGUUCAAAGAGGAAGGCCAAAAAUGGCGGUAAAACUCCGACCGCAUAUCCGAAUCACCCAAAGCCUCCAACAGACGAGACCAGUGCUUCUUCAUCUCAACCAGUGGUUACGCCACUCAAACUCAGAGCAGUGACUGCUGACCUGAAAAAGACCAAGAACAGAAAAUCUACAGAAAAUGAACUUGCGGACCGUAAUUCAUCUAACGGCACCUCUGCCAAGAGAGACGCUGCCAAAGAAAGGCAACGUAAUUUGAGUGGAGGGCCAUUCUUGAAACUGAACAAAAUUGAGGUGGAGACAACUAAGCCCAAGAAACUUGAACGGAGACGGUCCACUGUACCCGUCACCCAAAUGAAGAGUAAAUAUGAACUUGGGAGCCCUGCCCUGGUUCCACUACAACGACAAGACCGCAUGUUGGAGUUCAAGUUGCUCCCCGAGUCCUUCAGCUUCAAAGACGGUGAAGAUCAGGAGUCGCUGAAGCCGAAAGACAUGAAGGAGACCGGUACUGCAAAUAUUGUCGGUCGGCAAUCGGCAAGCUUGAAGACGACAACGUGGAAAGAUUCCUGGUCAAAGAGUUCAAAAGGCAAAGAACCGACCUCUCCUGAAGUUAUGUCUCCUGGUGCAACCAAGCAAAUGGGUACCACCUUUCAGGAGUACAGGAAGAAGUACAUGGCAAAGGGCAAGAACUAGUUUUUUUUUGUUUUUUUGUUUUUUCUUUAUGGAAAAUGAAAAACGAAAGUCCUCCAUUAAUCAUCAUGUUUCCUGUGGAAACGGUCUGUUACCAUGUUUAUUUCUGACCUCAGAUCUUCACCUCAGUUGAGAGAGAGAGAGAGAGAGAGCAAUGAAACUGUUCUAAGUUUACAUACACUUUUUAGGCGUGUAUCUCCAUCAUCUUUGGGGAAAUUUGACCUUGACCCUGCUUAAAAAGAUUCCUGCAUUUUUGUUCAUACAUUCACAUUGGGAGAUGGAUUUCUUUCCCUCCUGUCUCUCCACUCUACUGCCUGCAAUCUUGGAAUAAUUCUGAACACCAAGGAUGCAGUCUGAUUUCAGACAACGUAGGGCAGAAUUUGAAGUGAGCCUCCCUAAGGGCUAUCGAAUGGUCAUCAAAUUUCAAGCAUAAAAUUCCCUGGGAUAUAUUUACACAGCCAAAAUGCUUGCAUUGGUUGUUAAAACCAGGAGAAUAAGCACACCUUACAGCUAUGGGAAAAGGUGAUUGUGAUAAAAAAAAUUAAAAAAAAGGCUGCUUUCAUUUCACACCAAUUCGUAACUUACUAUUCCCCACAUUUAUGUUGACUAUAAGUAUAAUGCACUGUUGAAAAACCGACAAGAUGGGGUUGUACUUGUGUAUAAUCAUUUAUUUUCCUCAACGAGCCAGCUUAUGUUAUGAUGAAAAAUACAGAAUACAAAAACUGUUUUGUGUAAAAUAUAAGUUUUUCUACUGUCUUUUCUAAUUCUUUUUUACAAAGGUCUUAUGAAACAAUUUAUUUUUUCACUGUACAGAAUUUCAUCUGUUACAUUUCUUUUUUGGAUUUUUUUGUUACUUUUCAAAUUAUAUGCGAUGUCUCCCUCAUACCAUAUGUCCAGUAUUUGGAAAUAAAAAAUAGUCUGGUACCGAGA
Conger conger (European conger) is the source of this 6518-nucleotide messenger RNA. RefSeq lists its product as uncharacterized. The coding region runs from base 243 to 5591 and encodes 1782 amino acids. Lineage: Eukaryota; Metazoa; Chordata; Actinopteri; Anguilliformes; Congridae. The record is from RefSeq and is a predicted model, not a curated record. The transcript has 4 exons.